AUGUGGCGAUACUUUUCAAUAUGAGGAGCUUUCCAAGACUUCAAUGCAUUCCAUGGGAUCCGAAUAUAUGAAUGCUUAGGUCUUAGACUUACUAUUUGGCAAUGGCAAGCGGUGGAUUCGGUGGAAUGACUCGAAUGGUUUGGGAGCAGAGGUUUGUUGGGCCCUGUCCGAGGUUAGGAGUUACAGUCUGUUGAUAAGCUUCCCCAAGUUCUUCAAAGUUUACAGAUCGAUUGGCAGGGGAUGGCUCAGAUUAGGUGGAGUAAUUUAUCAAAAGGUCAAAAGGGAAAGCCUUCCAUUCCAAUUUUACUAGGGAGCAUCAGCAUUUUCCCUUGAAAGAUCAUACAGAAUGCAGCAAACAACGAGAGUCUCCUCAAGGAGGGUAUUGUCUUCUGUGGCAACUUUGUUAGGCAAUGCUUUGUUUCCUUGUAAUGUCCCAAGAAAGUCUUUCACUACCUACUCACUGCAAGAACUCCAGAAAUCACGAAAGCAUUCUGUUCCUGGUGAUUUAGUUACAUGGGGUUCGCUCGGUUUCUGUAGAACAUCGAGAUUUGCUGCCGGUUUCACGCCGUUGCAACAUAAGCCACUGAAUUCGAUUAUCGACCUUGAGAGGACGAAGGAUCGACCAGUUGAGGACCUCAUUGCCAUUUGGGAUGAUUAUCACUUGGGAAGAGGUCACAUUGGCACUUCCAUGAAAGCGAAAUUGUAUCAUCUGCUGGAGCAACGAGCGGCAAAUUGCCGGUACUUUGUCAUUCCUUUGUGGAGAGGAAGUGGUUAUACAACAAUGUUUGCUCAAGUGCAGAUGCCACACAUACUUUUCACUGGUCUUGAAGAUUACAAAGCAAGAGGGACCCAAGCUGCUCCCUAUUUCACUGUUUCUUACUACACAGAAUUUGCAGAAAAGGACUUGGUGCUUAUUCGGGGGGAUGUCGUGUUCACAAGCAAGAUCAGUGACUCGGAGGCAAAAUGGCUUUCGGAGACCCUGCAAUCUUUCUACUUGAAUGAUAACAGGUACAAACUGGUUGAGCGGUUCAACAGAGAGACUCGGGACUUUGAGUUCAAGGAUGUUUUAAAAGCACUUGAUAUGCCCAUCUUGUAGAUUUUCCCGAGUGAAUAAACUUCUGGCCGUAUCUCAGUUAAGUAGAAUUACGAAGCACUAAUACUCCAAUACAAGAGUGAAGAUUGAUUUUUUUCAUUCUAUGGGAUUUAUGUGCUGCCUUCGUGGGAGCGAAUUGAAGGUACUUGUCUCCUUUUUUCUUGUUUUCCUGAGAGCAAGGUUGUGUUUUUCUGCUUGGUUUUAUUUCUUGCAAUUUCGAAAAAGCUGAUUGUAUGGCUACAGUUCCUUACUACUUAUGAGAAUAGUGGAAUCUCCGUGGGGAGAAGUGAAAUGGAAUUUUUGUCGUUUAGAGCCUAA
This is a messenger RNA of Rhododendron vialii, 1411 nucleotides long. RefSeq lists its product as uncharacterized. The record is from RefSeq and is a predicted model, not a curated record. Bases 347 to 1096 code for a protein of 249 amino acids. NCBI's taxonomy places the organism in Eukaryota, Viridiplantae, Streptophyta, Magnoliopsida, Ericales, Ericaceae. The transcript is spliced from 5 exons. Gene Ontology annotation, cellular component: mitochondrion. Gene Ontology annotation, biological process: mitochondrial proton-transporting ATP synthase complex assembly.